Messenger RNA from Talaromyces amestolkiae, 1413 nucleotides. RefSeq lists its product as uncharacterized. Gene Ontology annotation, cellular component: catalytic step 2 spliceosome. The transcript has a single exon. Bases 1 to 1413 code for a protein of 470 amino acids. The record is from RefSeq and is a predicted model, not a curated record. Lineage: Eukaryota; Fungi; Ascomycota; Eurotiomycetes; Eurotiales; Trichocomaceae.
AUGACAUCCCCCUCACAAGCCAUCGUCAAGCGACAGGCGGACAUCGACAUGGCCUUGAUGCCUCCUCCGCCACCGGCCAAGAAGAUCAAACGACCCUCUACAGUCCUAGACGAAGACAGCUACACGGACGCAUUAUCGCACAUCAUAGCGCGCGACUUUUUUCCAGGUUUACUGGAAAUGCAAACGAAACAGGAAUUUCUCGAUGCUUACGAUUCCAAAGAUAAGGAAUGGAUUGCGCGAGCGGGCAAGAGAUUAUCUGAAGUAAUGACGCCUGGAAGUAACUCAGCUAGGAGGGGAACAAGUACGCCGUAUCGAAAUGUGAUGGAUACACCGACGACAACUAGAUGGGGCAGCGACACACCAGUAUCCGUCGAUGCGACUCCCCGUUCGACGGUAUCGGGUGUCUCUUCGAAGGAUCACCUUGAUGUGUCGAACCUGAGUUUGAACUCGUUUCAAGCCAAAUAUACCAGCGAAGAUAACGAGUCGUUCAACAGUCUACUGGAUAAACAGAAUGCGAAACGAAGGGAAAAAUAUGCUUGGAAAUGGAGCGGGAAUAAGAUUUUGUCUGCGCGACAGAUUGCGCACCGCCAAAGAGAAGCGAAACGGAUCGAAGGACAAGGUGAAGUCAGUACUAGCAAGGAGCUGAUUAUUACUACGGAUUUGGAUUCUAGGCCCGCGGUGCCGGAUACGUGGAAAUCUGCCGUGGAGAAUUCUUUCAUGUUCACGCCCGGUUCUGUGGAAGAGCAGCACGAGACUCGCCAGCAGAAAGCGGAGGCGGCUUCGAAAGCUGGACCUAAGCAAGUUGUGUAUGGAAAUACGAGGAUUGAUAGUAGUACUGCAUUUGGGUCCGAAGAGUCGGCAGUACCAGCAUCUCCUUCUCUCAGCGCCAUCAAAGAUGCAAUCGCUGGCAGAGUACGGCACACGGAUGAUUCAUCCGUAGGAGGAGAAUACACAGGUAGCGAAACGCCACGUGUGAAUGGAUACGCGUUCGUCGACGAGGACGAACCAGAAGAAGACGACGGAGCCGUCUACGAGCGUCUGCGACUUCUAGCCAGCGAGCGGUCGCCCGGCGACACAACGCCGAAUCCAUUCAAUAUUAAGGAAAACAGAAAACGCGAAGAUCUCCAUCACCGAAUGGUGGAUCGCGUGGCGCAGAAAAAGAGAGCUGAGAAAGCAGGCGUCGCUAUAGGGAGUAAUGACGUGCCACGGUUCCCCAGCAGUCCUAACCCGAUGUUCUCGUCAUCGUCAUCAUCAUCGCGCUUACGUACCCCCAUUGGAAGCAAGACGCCGCAGGGAAAGCCGUUGACGCCGGCAGCGCAAAAACUCCUGGCCAAAGUGGGGAAGACACCGAAACACUCUUCGUCUUCCUCUGGGUUGAGGAAUAUGUGGACUCCGACGCCGAGGAGGAAGUAG